GCGCUAAAAGUUUGUUCGUGACUGUGAAAAUUAGGAUUAUGUCGCGGCAGGUGAUCUGGUUUUGGAAUAAUUUAGGUUGAAACACCUCUUUACAAGUUGGCGAGCGGUUCCGUUAUUUGCUCACAAAACCCACGCAGGACUCAUGGGAGUCGAUCAUUUUGCCUCCGCAGAAGAACAGAAUCGGUACGAAAAAUGUGGCUGUGCAGAAUUUUUGCUUUUUGCUCGAUUGCGCUGAUAAUAAGCUUGGCGAACUGCGCCAGUUUUCCAGCGCCAGGAAAUACAACUGCCGAUAUAUUUGAAGAUGAAUUGGAAACGACGACAGAGCUUAUGGCUAGCAAUACUACUGGUACUCACCUCAAUGAUGACCUCAGAGCGCCGCCGUUUGGUCGUCCAGGAGCUGUAAAUGGAAAGCCAUGGUGGCUAGGGCGAAAUGUGUGCACAGAGGUGGACAACAGCAAAAAAGCAGCCAUCUCAAGCACCUCCUCAGCGUCGACUUUUGUUGUUUUUGGCAACGGAGAAAACCAAGUCAGUACUCAGGAAGCUAAAAAUUGCGUUUUGACGCCAGAAUUGUACUUUUGCACAAUUACACGCGCAAUUGGUAAUCAAACAAUCACGGAAACAACCAAAUACCAGUGCUGCAGUGGAUACAAAAACUCGCAAAUUCCUUGGCACAAUGGAAGAUGCAUUAAAAGUUAAACAAAGUUUAAAGAAAAUUGACAGCUUUGUUGAUUAUUCAAAAACAAAAGAAUAUAUUUUGCACUAAUUUCUCUUAUUUUGAGGAGCGGCAACAAAUUAUCACAAAAGUAAAUUAAAUUAUCGCCUUUUAAAGGAAGAAAAUUAAAUAAAUAGUAAUCAAACACAAAUUAAUUGUUAAAUUAUGCGUUCCAUGGACGCCAUGGAAAUUAAAAAUACAUUUAGUAAAAUUUAAAAAAAGCUUUUUUGCGUCUAAAUCUCUAUUUCAUGUCGUUUUAAUAAAAAAGGUGUAUAUGCAACUCUCAUUUUGCAUAAUGCAAUAUUAUUAUUUAUUAUAAUGUAUCAUUUUAAAUAUAAUUCCAGCGGCUCCUCCUAUAUUCUUUCAAACUGUAGAAUAAUGUAAUUGCUACAGUUAUGGUUUUAAUAAAAAUGCGUUAAUGACGCAGGUACUCUAAAAGAGUGAUAAACGUUCAAUGCACACACGCCUUUCCUUCUAUAAAUUGUAAAGUACAAUCUUGCAAAAUAAAAAUAAUUAUGAGGAUUUCAUAACUGAACAUAAAAAAUUAUUGCUCACAAAAAAAAACAGGACGUUUCUGCGUGAGCUGUUUUUAUGAAUUUAAUUAUUAAAGCACUUUCCUCCUUGACAAACAUUGACUGACGAUAAAGAAAUUUCCCGGAAAUUUCAUCAUUUAUUCCUCUUGCUGCUAGAAAAAAAUAUCAUAAAAUGGAAAAUCACCUAAAUUCGGGCUUCGGGCAAUGCACAUUAUCUAAGUUAAAUUUUUCCUUCUUACACAGUACUGCGGUCCUCAAGAAACAUGUAUUCAAUAUUUUCAUCAUUGACAUUGUAAUUUUUGUUGUUCUAUAGUUCUAAGAUUAAAGAUUCUGGAACAUUUUUCAUAAGCAGUUUCACUAUAGUUUAAAUUAAAAUUCCAUUUACAGACAAUUUUAAAAUAAAAUGAUAUAAUUAAAAAACAUUAAUUUGUCAGUUACAAAAGUGCCUUCUAGAUAGAAUUUUUGCAAUCUUUUGAUAUUUUGUGCAUCCCCAUGAUAAAACGAGCUUGGCAAAAUUGGUACGUUGCAAAGAAGGCCUAAAAAAGAACUGUACUGUGCCCGGUCAGCACCAUCAGCCUAAUAUACAUCAUGUUGCAGUCGCAGUCUUUUGAUGGUUGGGGCUUUGGUGUAGCAAGAAAGCCAAAAUUGUAACGUUAAAAUUCCUGGAAGUUAAGAGAUCGGACUUUUUGUCCCUGUAAAAAUUUUUUUUUAUUAAAAAACAAAUGGUUCUACCAGUUUUAGUCACGAGAUGUGCGACCCUAUUUCAAAUGAGAGCUGCUCGCUGACCAAUACAAGAAAUAGAAAGUCUGUGAAUGAGAACGAACCUGGUAGAGCCGUUUUGUUCAUGAAUAAAUAAACAAUAACAACAAGGAAAGCCUGAUCUCUUCACUUCCAUGCACGAUCAUCUCCUCGAGGGUUAAUUUCUUCAAACAAAUCCUUAUCCUUAUGCAUUAGGUAAAAUGUAUCGCAAUAAAAUUCAAAUUUACCUGCAGAUGGCUGUGGUGGUUUUUCUGAUUUGUCGAAAUGUCUCAAGCACAUCGUCAGUACGGUAAGCACAACACAAACACACGCAAUUUCGAUUAUGCAAAAACACGCAGCACUAAAUUCACAGAGGAAAAAGUUGUUUGUUUACACACUUUAAACUUUUCUAAAAAUCCGCAGAUCACCAUCACCACCCUUCUGCGUGACCCUCCUCCGCACUCAUAUUAUUAUCCCUUCCACCUCCCCCUCGACCCCCUCGUCAGCAGCUGUAGAAAAAUUUUGUUUUUGUUUAUUUCUCAGAGACUCAGAGUCAUUUCAGAAUUUUUACGCAACACGCAACAUAUAAUUCUGAUCUGAACGUAAUUUACGUACGUAGGUAAUUUUCUUCUCAUGACGACGAGUUAACCGGAGCUAGCAUAGUUUGUUCCCAAUUUGUGGAAAACCAAACAUAACGAUGGGAUCUAAUCUGACAUCUUUGCUGGCUGAAGAUUCUGCAACAGGAGGCAAAAAUGAGGAGAGUGCUGAUGACCAUCAUGAAAAUAAUGGUCCAAUAAUUGGCACUUCCUCGAAUGCAGAUCAUCAGCAGACGACAGAAAAUGGCAAGAGUUUUGAAAAUACUUGUGGAUUGCCUUUGGAAAUCUAUGGAGAAGCUUUUGAUGCAGAAUUUACUGGUGUGGUUCGGCAUGUGCAGUCGUACAAUUGCAUUUUUGUGGCUACAGAUGCGCAGGUCUCUGUUGUUGAAAGACUCAGUCAUUGCUUUCAAUCUCUUUUUGAAGCAAAUCAAAAAGCUCAAAACAAACACCAUAUCAGCUAUGGAGAUGUUGUGAUUUUGAAAGGGAAGAAAGGAGAUUUUCUGAGGGCAGAUGUAACUGAAAUAAUAGAAGAAUAUGGAACCUCCAGUGGUGGAAUCUUACAAGUUACGCUGAUUGAUUUUGGUGAGGUGAUUCUGGUUGAGGCCCAGGAUUGUGUGAAGAUUUCUGAGGCGCAGUACCAGUUGAAGGCUCCUCAAGUUCAGAAAGUCGGCUUGAAAAUCGUCUACGAUGUCAAAGCUUUGGAGCAGUUGAAACAUAAAAUCAACACAAAACUCUUUGAAAUUCUGAAAAGGGGAGACAAAGUCCGAGUGUGUUUCUGCAUCAAUGAUUCCUCAGAAAUGUUGCCUAAAGCCAUUAUUACUAAAAUGGAGACAUCUGAAGAAGAAGAGGACACAGUCAACAACCAGGUGUCUCAGGUCUUAGCAACGUCAAAGUCCAAUGCCUUGGCAAAACUGAAAAACAACUCGCUCGCUGCAAUUUCCGCCUCUUUAGAAUUGGACUGUCCCAGCAAAGCAAUCACUGGCUACGAACCCAAAGAUGAAACAAGAGCCUGCAGAAUUUAUCAAAUCCAGGGCUUCUGUAACAGGGCCAACUGUCGCAAAGAACAUUUCAUGCUGCAUCCAGAUGGAUGGACUCAUGACCAAGAGCUGAUUUUCACCAAACCUUUCAGCUUCCUUGACCUUGAUAUUUCUGCUGGAUCAUAUCUCCUGAUUUCUGUUACCAACACAACCUUUAGCAAUUUCUACAGGUUCUAUGGUCACAUUUUGAAUUUGCCUUCAGAGCAUGGUUCUCUUGAUGAAUUGAAUCAGCAGAUCUUACAUUUGGCUGAAAAUUCGAGCUUAGAAAUUUUUGAAAUCCUGCCUGCUUUGGGACAGAUGGUCAUUGCUAGGGAUGACAAGGAGAACAUUUUCAGGGCAACUGUUGUUGACUUCAAUUAUUAUUGCGAUAAAAGCAGAAUUUUGGUCUUUUCCGUGGAUUAUGGAUUUGAGAAGGAAGUUGAUCUUCACAAUGUGUGGAAAAUGCAUCCCUCCCUUCUCCACGUACCAUUUCAGGUUGUGGAAUUCUUCUGUGAGGACCUCAACCCAUCUGACAUUCAAGUCGGCUCUAAAAUUGAGGCUACAUGUGUCAGAGUUGAUUCUGAACUGAACGUGGAGAUUGAGCUGCAGAAAAUUCUUUAAUCUUAUGAGCCUCUCAUUUUAUUCAACCCGUCAAUUCAACUGUGAAAUUCGUGGCAAAGCUGUGUCAUCCAGAUGGAUAAUAUUUUCUCACACCUUUUCUUUUAUUAAACAGAACUUGCUAUGUGUGAAAGGGUUUCAAUGUGUUAUGUAGCCAUUGUGCAUCGAUCCUAUCUCUUUGGCCUGUAUUUGUCGAAAGGGGUGCGUAAUAUUCCGGCGCAGCUUGCCUUUUGGUGCAGGAUUGGCCGCGGCAGAUGAUUCGAGUUUAUUUUUCCUAGUUUCAUUAAAGCCGAA
This is a messenger RNA of Neocloeon triangulifer, 4507 nucleotides long. RefSeq lists its product as uncharacterized. The record is from RefSeq and is a predicted model, not a curated record. Bases 2681 to 4216 code for a protein of 511 amino acids. The transcript has 15 exons. Gene Ontology annotation, molecular function: metal ion binding. NCBI's taxonomy places the organism in Eukaryota, Metazoa, Arthropoda, Insecta, Ephemeroptera, Baetidae.